Thrips palmi is the source of this 1086-nucleotide messenger RNA. RefSeq lists its product as uncharacterized. The coding region runs from base 307 to 897 and encodes 196 amino acids. NCBI's taxonomy places the organism in Eukaryota, Metazoa, Arthropoda, Insecta, Thysanoptera, Thripidae. The record is from RefSeq and is a predicted model, not a curated record. The transcript has 5 exons.
GUAAACUGCAAUGACUUCGCCAUUGUUUGGGGAAUAGUGACAGCAGGUGAACUGUAUCGGCCGGAACGCUACGCAGGCAGCACGUGCCGCCCGGCAGAGCAGCCAGCCCGUCCCUCGGCUGCAGACGGUGGCGCAGUCUGGCGGAUUUUAGUUUCGUGCGCGGCGUGAUCUUCCGCCUUAAGCCGGUGCAUGCGGCAUUUAAGUAAAAUAUGAGGUGUUCAGUUCUUCCCCUGUCCAGUUUUUUCCCGCACUGACCGUACCUGGCGAAGCAUGCACAUGUGAACUUGCAAGUGUGCACCUGAGAGCAUGCUUAAUUCAGUUUGUAGUGUAAAGUUUACCAGUUUCUUUUUAAAUUUCCCAAGUAAAAGUGUAGCGAUAAAAAAAAAUGUGCACGGGCUCCCAGCGAAUGACGCAGAGAGCGUCCAAUCGGCAAGACGGCUGUACGUCCGUUUGCGUACACUCUUCAACAGUGCACCCAACACUCGGUUCCUCGACGUUUUCCUGGUUCUAUACUUAUUGAUGAAUAUGGUGCUGUCCGUGUAUAUGAGUUAUGCUUUCAGUCAGGCUGGAGAAUCACAGACUGCUCUCAUGGAACUCAACGGCUCGUGUUUCAUGGGCGUUUUACUUUACGUCAUAAACAACGAAGCGCACAUCGCUUCAGAAAGGAUGAUCGGUCCUGUUAUCGCAGCGCUGGACAAGAUGUCAUUAGAUGCCUCGGACCCGCCAUGCUUACGAGCGGUGACCCUUUUUUAUCUGACGGUGACAUCGUGGCCUGCCAGAAUUUCUUUGAGUGGUUUUACAUCCCUCGGACGGUCACUCUUUACCUCGGUGCGCGUAGCCUGUUUUUGGCUGAGCGAUAGCGAAGCCCUUGCCGUGUUUGGGCGCACCAAAAACUGACUGGUCGUGCGUCUGUCUGUUUGUACUCACCAACGAUUCUCAGCAAGUACAUGGUCUUUAGCUCUCAUAUUUCGCAUUUAACAUCCCCUUAGUUUCUCCCAACACGAGUUUGUUUCAAAUCAUUGAUUAGUAUCGUUUGAAAUAUUCAAAACAUCUUUUUGAAUCAGGUCAUUAGCAUGGUUAGGUUGG